Molecule: messenger RNA, 618 nt
Organism: Paramecium tetraurelia
Lineage: Eukaryota; Ciliophora; Oligohymenophorea; Peniculida; Parameciidae
Exons: 3
Biological process (GO): regulation of exocytosis; protein secretion
Molecular function (GO): GTPase activity; GTP binding
Source: RefSeq, a predicted model, not a curated record
AUGUCAUCCUUAGUCAAAAAGGCCUAAGACCCUUAUGAAUAAUUAAUGAAAGUGCUCUUGUUGGGCAACUCUGGAGUCGGUAAAACCUAGAUUCUCCUCAGAUACUGCGAUAACAACUUCAAAACAGGAUAUAUGUGUACAAUUGGAGUGGAUUUCAAAAUUAAGAAACUCUAGGUUGAUGAAAAAAAUGUUAAGAUGCAAAUAUGGGAUACUGCUGGACAAGAGAAAUAUCAGACCCUUACUCAGAAUUUCUACAAAGGAGCCAUGGGCAUUCUAUUGGUUUUUGCACUCAACAACAAGGAUUCUCUGAGGGACAUUGACAAGUGGAUGAACUAAAUCAAAUAGCAUGCUAGUGAAAACAUCAUUAAAGUCCUAAUAGGAAACAAGGCAGAUAUCAAGGAGAGAUGCAUUUCAAAUGAGGAGGCGCAAUCAUUGGCUGAAAAGCAUGGCAUCCCUUAUUUUGAAACCAGUGCUAAGGACGGCACCAAUGUCAAUGAAGUAUUUUUGCAAGUCGCCAAAUUAAUCAACCAUCAUCACCAAGAUCAAUAAAAUGGUAAUGCUAAUAAAGUGCUUUCAAUUCAUUAAGACGAAAAAAAAGUGGAUUCCUCUUGUUGCUGA